Molecule: messenger RNA, 5847 nt
Organism: Helicoverpa armigera (cotton bollworm)
Lineage: Eukaryota; Metazoa; Arthropoda; Insecta; Lepidoptera; Noctuidae
Gene: Crk
Product: adapter molecule Crk
Exons: 7
Coding region: 431-1297 (288 amino acids)
Biological process (GO): signal transduction; cell migration
Molecular function (GO): receptor tyrosine kinase binding; signaling adaptor activity
Source: RefSeq, a predicted model, not a curated record
AAAAACUAUGCAAAAUUGUCUAUGCGUCAUCAGCGAAACUUCGCGUGUGUGUGAUCAAGGAAGAUUAUUUAUAAUUCAGUUUUAAUUAUAGAUUUCUUUUAUAUACAUCCCAAACUUAGUUAGGAAGGAGCGUUUGUGGACUGCGACGCUCCGUCGGCGCGCCACGAAUGCGGAAACAUGUGUUUUGAUGUGAACAUCAAAUCAUGAUACAUGACAACAAAUUAUAAUUUAUCGAAGUUUACUUCGUUGUUAAUUGUGCAUAGAAGUGAUAAAGGGUUGUUGUGAGAUCGAGCGGUAGCGGUGAUUACUCGCUUGGAUCUGUGUGAGGCUGGUGAUAAGUGAUAAAGUGCGGUCAUUUCCGGUGUGUUGUUCGUGAUGUGGGCGCCCCGGUGAAGUUCCUGCUGAGUUGUUCUGACGUCCUGGUACUGCCAUGGCGAACACAGGGAUCGGGGUCUCCUUUGACCCUAAUGAUAUGACCAGCUGGUACUUCAGAGAGCUAUCCCGCGCUGAAGCCACAAGGUUACUGCUGAACGAGACUGAAAGUGGCGUGUUCCUCGUCAGGGACUCCAAGACUAUCACGGGAGACUAUGUCUUAUGUGUCAGAGAAGACGACCGUGUCUCCCACUACAUUAUAAACCGCGUGGUCUCCGCGGACGGCGCAAUCCGGUUCCGCAUAGGAGACCAGCUCUUCGCAGACAUGCCAGCACUCCUGGCCUUCUACAGACUCCAUUACCUGGACACGACACCGUUGGUUAGGCCUCUGCCCCAGGCGUUGGCGAGGGUGGCGGCGCCUCCGCCCCAGCAGCCUCAUCAGGUGUUGGAGCUGGUUAUCGCAAAGUUUGAUUUUUCAGGCAAUGACGCAGACGACCUGCCCUUCCGUCGCGGGGAGCGGCUGAUGGUCAUCAACCGUGAUGAGGAGCAGUGGUGGACCGCUCGCAACAGCCUCGGCCGGACCGGGUCUAUACCCGUGCCUUAUGUGCAGAGGAUCCUGGACCCGUCGGGUGUGCCGUACCCGCCCACCGAGGCACACAACCACCUCACGGACCCGCCCAGCCCGCCCAGCAGCAAGCCGCAGCAGCGCUCUAAUAUGCAGCGUACUCUCCCGGCGCUGGCGCGGGUGAAGCAGCCGCGGGUGCCCAACGCGUACGACAAGACCGCGCUCAAGCUCGAGGAGGGAGACAUUAUUAAAGUAACAAAAAUCAACAUAAACGGGCAAUGGGAGGGCGAGUUACACGGCAAAGUAGGUCAUUUCCCAUUCACCUGCGUCGAAUUCCUGGACGAAAACCAGGCUAGUUAAGAUUGUGACCUCACAGCACCAUAGACAAGCUUGUCGAUGGUAUAGGCUUUAUGGACUGUGCCCACCGAUUUGGGCUUCUCAUUGCACAAUAGUCAUGGUGAAAAGUGUAUUUUAUUGUGAAUUUUUCGAAUUCCAUAUUUAAACUUUAUCAUAGACAAUUUUUGUACAUGACAGAAUCUAUGGUUACUGGUUUUGUUUAUGGUAACACCGUAGAGAAACUGGUGUUGCCAGUAUAGCUUGUGUUUUGGUUGUUUUGGUAUGGAAUUCGAAAAUAAAUCAUACUGCUAUAGACUAAUAAAUACUUUGUGUAAAAAACUUUUAAUUAUUUCCAAUUUUGUAAAACAGUUUUAGUGAAUAAACUAACUUAGCUCACGCAGGACGCACAAACAUGUAUUUUAUACAUCAUUAUUUACACUUUAUAUAAAAAAAUAUUGUAAUUAUAUAAUUUUUUGUAAUCGAAAUCUACUAAAAACUAAAAAUAUUUUAAAAAUCGAUAUUGAGAUUAUUCGAAACUCAUUUUGACGUGUAUUUAUUAUUAUUGUUUUUUCGUGCAUUUUACUGCAUUUUUCUAAUGUUUAUAGAUCGUGUAAAAAUUGUAUUGUCGCAUCAUUUUAAAUGUAUGACAUUUUUUGAGUAUAAUUCGUGUCAAAAUUACAUUAUUUCUGUGGGAAUAAUGUUAAACUAGAAAUUAAAAAGUCAUGUCAGAAGCUUAUUCGGCUCGAAGGACCAUUAUAAAUGUCUAGCUACUAAUAAAAAGCUUGAUGUUAAACUAACUUUAGAACAAUUAGACAUUGUACUAAUUCAUUCAAUUGUUGAUUUCUCUACCAUAGACGGAAAAUUACUAAAUCAAGGUAUUAAAUACAAAAUUCUGUAUGUGAAAGUGUGAAAAUUUUGUAUCAUAGACUAAAAUACUAAAAACACCAAAACAUAGACUAAAGAAAGACGUGAAUCAUCUUUUCGUAAAGUCAAGAAAAAUAUCCUACAUCUUAUUGUUAAGGUACGUUUGAAUGCUAGCUGCCGACUCUCAACUGCCGACCGCAAGAGGUUGUAUGUAUUUACAUACAACCGUUUUGUAUCGAACCGGUGCUGCACGUGCAGUCGCCCUCACAUAUCGACCGACUUAUGCAAUCGCUGCAUUUGCGGUCGACAGUUGAAGUCGACAACUAACAUUCAGGACGCAACUUUAAAGUGCUUUUAAAUAACUUACUAAAACAUUAAUGGCCUUACUACAAAAACUUUAAACCCUGUUUUACACUUGUCUAAUAAAAUUUUGGCUGCAAAAUGAACCAUAUGUCAACGUCAUAAUUUGACAUUUUUUUAAACAAGGCAUAAACUGACGUUUAAAAGCUUUUGUGGUAAGACGGUAAUAGUUUUUUUGGUACCAACAUAAAUAGAAAUGAUUUAAAGUUUAAAGGAAUACUAUUUACCUAAUACAUAUACCAUAAAAAAUGGUUAGUUUACACAAAGCUUUUCUCUGACCCAACAACACACACUCUCUUCCAUUUGAAAAUAACACAUUUGUCAAAAAAUGAUGGCGACGUCGUUAGAUCAAUUUGUUGAUUCAAUUAAUUUAGUUUUAAGUGUAAUAGACCGGGCAUUGUAUACUCUGGUAAUAUAUACUUGUAUAGUAUAAUAUUUUGUAAUAAGCAGUUACCUAAAUGUUGUGGAGACCGAAAUUGUGUUUGGUCAAACAUUCUGUGCCUACUAUCUAUAUAACAUUACUAACUUGUCGUUUACUGUGAAAUUACUGCAAAAUUCGUAGCAAAACUGUGUUAAGGAAACUCGACGAGGCUUUCAUGCUGUUGGUAAAAUUAAACCUUUGUUAUAUGGGAAAUCAUCAAAUGCAGCGUGAGGGAGUGUCAGACUCUUACUGACUAAAACCGAUCAUGUUCAUUAUUAAGGCCUUUAUGUACCAGGGCCGCGGUAACUCUUUCGCACACAAUUACAAUCCCACAGCCCCGGCAGGCUUUGGCCGUGGUGGGCCCUACUGGGCUACCUUAGAAUGAUAUUUGGGAUGCUUCACAAUUGGGUGGAUGACUAGGUCAAAAAUAAAUUACGUUGUCAUAUUCAUUUAGUGAAGCAUCUAAAAAUAAUGUCACUUCCAUUUAUCGUUUUGAUGGAAUAAUUGAUUAAAUUUUUUUAUUGAUAAUAUAAGCUAAAUAAGAAUCCAGUUUGAUGUGAAAAAUCUGUGACGUCAUAAGUUGCGCUUACAUACAUAUUGCAAAGAAAGUGACAGUUUUUGACAGUUAAAUAAAAGUAAUGAAUUUGACUCGUUGGAAACUACCGUAUUAUAUGGUUAUUUGUCAAAACCAAGUUCCCCACAAUUUCGGUCUUCACACUACCAACAAAUGUUUCCAAUUAGGAAUUGAAUAUUUAUAUUGUAUACAUCGAACGUUGACUGUUAGCAUUUAACGUUUAUACUUAUAUAUUAUACAUUUUUGACAUGACGUUGAUUAUAACAUGCUUUCAGAUGGCAUAUUAAUCCCACUAACUCAUUAUUGUCGUAAUAUAGCUCAGGCUUUUACGUUGAGAGAAUAAAAUGGCGAAUAUGUAAAAAAUAUUGGCAGUUGUUGACAGUGAAAUGUGUCUAAAGGUACUUUUUGAAUGCUAGCUGCCAACUGCCGACCGCGACUGCAGGCCGCAGUUGCACUACUGGUUUGUAUGUAUUUACUUGAAACCAUUUAGGAUCGAAGCGGCAGCAACAUGUGCAGUGGCUGUUAUUGUCGGUAUCUGACAGCGCAGUCACGGCACAGCAGUCGGCAGCUAGCAUUUAAAACGUACCUUAAACCUUGAUACAUUUAAUUUAACUGAGGUGUAAUGACUAUUAUAAUCAAAUGUUGAAACAAUCAUUGUAUAUUGAUGUGGCGAAAUGCGAAUAUGCAAAAUGUUGUCAUUACACCUUUGACAAAAAUAAUACGAUUGUGAGAUAGAUCAUUUUUUAAAUAAAUCACUAGAAUAUAGCGAGCUCGAUCAUUAAAAAGUUGGUCAAAUAUAUAUUUUUAGGGUAAGCUCACUUGAAAUAUACUCGAGUCACAGGCAAAAAGGUUAUAAAAGAUAUCACUCUUUUAUCUUUUAAGUGAAUUUUUUUUUUCUUUUUCUACACAAAUCAAUCUUGUUCUUCCAGUUUCAUUUUUUGUACCAUUAAUUUUAUAGUUUAAGUUUUUAUUUUAAUGAUGACGUCGUAAAGUUAUGUAAAUAUGAUUUUCCACCGAUAUUUCUUGUGACUUGAGUUAUUUUUGAAGUACCACCUUGUUUCUGACAGUAUGCCAUUCAAAAAUAGCCUUUAUGACCUUGGUAAUAAGAAUGUAUUUAGGGUUGCUUGUAUAUCGUAAUGCAUUUUUUGGUUAUCGCCAAAAAUCAUCGAAAUAUAGUAGACUUUAGCAUCUUACAUUGCAUAUCAUUAUAAUCAAUUAAAAUUGUCAUACUAUAUUAUAGCCAAAGUAUGCCGACAACAUAAACGUCAAUAGACAACCAGCCUUACCUAGGAGUAUCGGGUUGCCCGGGUAACUGGGUUGAGGAGGUCAGAUAGGCAGUCGCUCCUUGUAAAGCACUAGUACUCAGCUACAUCCGGUUAGACUGGAAGCCUACCCCAACGUAGUUGGGAAAAGGCUAGUCAGAUGAGAUGAUGAUGAACAUCCGUUAUUCUUAAAACAUUUACUUUGAAACUUGUUUGAAAAUUCAUAGUAAACAGUAUUUUUUUAAAGAAAAUUUACGUUUAUGUUGUCGUUGAACUUUGGCGUCAAAUUAUGUGCUUAGAUAUUCUUGCUUGUAUACGAUUCAAUAAUUAUUCGUGUUUAUGUGAAAAAGUAAUUGCUGUUUUUGAUACUCUCAAUCAACGGUCGUUGAACUCUCAGAAAUGAGGUGUAAAUCUUCCAAAAUAUAUCAUAGUCAAUAUUUUUAUAAUCGCGCAGGUGCAAGAAGUAUUUAGUUUAGUAUUAUGGUAGAUGUUGGCCAAGUUUAUUUACAUUGUUGUCUUCUUUCAUUUUCAUUCAUAUUAAAGUAAGUUUCAAAGCUAUUACGUGCAGCCGCUCUCAGAUAUCGACCGAAUUCAUGCAGUCGCUGCAAGUGCAGUCGGUUGUUGCAGUCGACAGCAUGCAUUCAAAACGCACCUUUACUUGAGAUUUCAGACUCCAUUUUUGUUUCGCGCGGGUUUUUUUUUGUACUAGAUGUUUUUAGUUCUCUUUUAUAGCUCUUCCAUAAUAAUUAUAACAUAUUCUUUUUCAUGAUAUUGACCCCAAAUGAAAUUGGGAUAAGGGCAGGAGGAUGAUAAUGAUUCUUUUUCAUGAUAUUUUUUUUUCUAACAAUGUUUUUGAACUUAGCCAACAUAAGUGAAAGUAUUGAAUUUUAAAGGAGAAUGCUCGUCAUCAUUAUUUAAUUCGGGACUAGUACAUACCAAAAUGUUAUUGUCAUUGUAUAGAACCAUUAUAUUUUGAGAUUAUGUGUCAUAUUAUAAUGCAUUGUACACUCUUUUAAGUCAUAUAAAAAGUUAAAAAAUAAUCUAAUUUUUUAUUAAGUUAUGUGUAACGGUUCGAAAUAAAUUUUAGGAAAGA